AUGUCUUCCGUCGGAGCUGGGCCGGGAAUUGGCGAGAAUCUUUAUUUACUGUUGAUUGGAGAUGAUCUUCGGCUUCUGUAUUCUCAAAUACUGGAGUCCACAACCCCAAGAGAUUUCGAGGGAGCUCUUCGGCAUUUUCUAACGACACUGGCUUCGAGCUUGAGAAAGGAAGCUUCAAAUAAGAAAGAGAGAGGCGCUGCAAAGUUUCUGCAGUGGGGAAUUCGAAACCUCGCCCAUCGAGUCGCUGCGUUGAUGGGGAUCAAAAUAGAUGACCAAAGUUCCACAAUACCAGUAUCUGCUGCAGCGGACGCGGUGGACGACGAUGAAAGAAGUGAUAUGGAUGAUUCAGAUGAUGACGAUAAUAGCAACGAGUCAGAUGUUCAAGCUUUGGAGAACUUCAUUUUGCAAUCGAUUGCCUUCAAGGAUUUCAAAGCAAGCCUUCUUGGGUUAAUCCCACUAGCUGCUGAAGUCAACAAACACCUUCCAGAAUAUCCUGAUGGAGCCAAAAGAUCCGAUGAAGUCGAUGAGCAAGUCAACUUUGUUAAAGCUCUGCAAGACGGAACGCAGACUCCAGACCUUCCUUGGAGAAAGGAGGUAGAAAUAUCCUGGCAAUGUUCUUGUGGGACAAUAUUCCAAGAGUACGUCAUCGAGUACAAGAAAGGUGCUGCGCAGGAGCUUGCAAACUCCUUCGAUACUCGUGCUUCGGUCGACAUCGAGCGUGAAGCAGGAGCUGAGUCCUACUCGGAGUCUAGGACCUCUGAUCGCUCGGGGCGACACAGUCGCCUUGACGUCAAAACAGAGGAGCAACAUACAAUGGGAAGUUCCACUUAUCGAAGAAAGAAAGAGUUCAUCUUGAUGUGCCAAGAAAGCGGUAAGGAUACGAGACUCUAUCAUGCCGAUAUUUCUGAGACACUUUGCGACUACUCUUCAUAUUAUGUCCUACAUGCUCAAUACUAUGGACGAUUGAAAGGGUCCUGGACGUGGCUCACCCUGAAAGAAAUAUCUUCUGUCAAAUUCGUCAAGUUCUCUCUGUACUGGACAACAAACGUAAGCAUCGACUCCAACGACUUUGGUGAACUUCCACCAUACCCCUCUGAAGAUUACUCCUUCGCGGCAGACACCAACCCACCAGUGCCACGGACGGCUCUGCAACAUUUCAUCGAGAAUCCGUCCCAUGCACCCAAGCAUCCUCGCCAUCGCCCGAGGAUUCCCAAGAAAGCGAGUGGACCACUUCUCCUCAACAAGGAUCUAGACUUGCUUCCAGGCUAUGGAAUAUAUAUCCAAGAGCGCAUAUGUUGGAAAAAAUUGGUUUUGAUUGAGACUGCAUUCGCAACAGCUUGUAUAAUUUUUGCAGUUGUUUGGUGUAUUGUGAAACAGGGCGGAAUCCAAGAUGGCUUCGCGAUUGCUGGUACGGGUAUUGCGUAUGCGACGAUCUUUUUGGGGGCUUCACAAGUCGUGCCUCGGAGUCAUUGGUAA
Mollisia scopiformis is the source of this 1476-nucleotide messenger RNA. RefSeq lists its product as uncharacterized. The transcript is spliced from 4 exons. The record is from RefSeq and is a predicted model, not a curated record. The coding region runs from base 1 to 1476 and encodes 491 amino acids. Lineage: Eukaryota; Fungi; Ascomycota; Leotiomycetes; Helotiales; Mollisiaceae.